This is a messenger RNA of Nannospalax galili (Upper Galilee mountains blind mole rat), 1995 nucleotides long. It is a transcript of the gene Adgrf2, whose product is annotated as adhesion G protein-coupled receptor F2. Gene Ontology annotation, molecular function: G protein-coupled receptor activity. Gene Ontology annotation, biological process: G protein-coupled receptor signaling pathway; cell surface receptor signaling pathway. Gene Ontology annotation, cellular component: membrane. Lineage: Eukaryota; Metazoa; Chordata; Mammalia; Rodentia; Spalacidae. The transcript has 8 exons. The record is from RefSeq and is a predicted model, not a curated record. The coding region runs from base 1 to 1995 and encodes 664 amino acids.
AUGAUUCGUACACUUUGGUGGUACUGCUUGCUCUUUCUUUUGCCCACAGAGUCCUGUAAGACAUUAUGCCAGACCACCAGCAAAAGUAUGGCGAAGGUGACUGUCAAGCCACUCGGUGUAUGUGAUGGUGCCUGUACGGAAAGUGCCUCCUGCCAUCAAUCGUGUCCUCCAGGCACUGAGGGUGACAUGGAUUUUGCCUGCAGGGCCAAGAAAUGGCAUAAAGUCAAUGAUACCUGCUGUACUCUUACUGCUUUCAACAUCUUUGAGGAAUCAUAUUUACUUCAAUCAUUUGAAGAAACUGUACGUGUAAAUGAGUUCGCCAGCAAACCUGAAACCAUAGCAGAUAUAUUGAUGGAAAAGUGUCCAGUGGAUUUGUCUUGUGUAAUUAGAAACAUUCAGCAGUCUCCCCGGAUACCAGGGAACAUCGCUCUUGUGGUACAACUCUUACGCAACAUCUCAACAACUCUGACCAGAGAUGUUGAUGAAGCAAAGAUGCAGAGUUACAGUGCCAUGGCCAACCACAUUCUUAAUAGCAAUAGCAUCUCAAAUUGGACCUUCAUUCCGGACAGAAACAGCAGCUGUGUCCUACUUCAUUCAGUCAAUUCCUUUGCAAAAAAGCUGUUUGUGAAGAAACACCCCAUCAACAUAUCAGAUGCCUUCAUUCACACCAUGGGCACCAUGGUGUCAGGAGAAAACCUGGAGAAUUUUACUUUCUCAAUGCAAAUUAAUGAUACUGGCGAUAAAGUCACUGGGAGGGUGCUGCUCAGUACCAAUGAGCUUCGGAAGGUAUCUUCUCCUUUGCAGGUCAUCAGCAUUGCUUUUCCAACUCUUGGGGCCAUCCUGGAAGCCAGCCUUUUGGAAAAGAGAACUGUGAAUGGACUUGUCCUGUCUGUCAUUCUACCUAAGGAGCUUGAAAGAAUCUCUCUGGUUUUUGAAAAGAUCAGCAAGUUAGAGGAGAGGAAGUCGCAGUGUGUGGGCUGGCACUCUCUGGAGAACAGAUGGGAUCAGCGGGCCUGUGAGAUGAUUCAAGAAAACUCCCAGCAAGCUGUUUGCAAAUGUUGGCCAAGCAAGUUCUUCACGUCUUUCUCAAUUCUCAUGUCACCCAACACCUUGGAGAGCCGGAUUCUGACUUAUAUCACAUACAUAGGCCUGGGCAUUUCUAUUUGCAGCUUGAUCAUUUGCCUGUCCAUUGAGGCCUUGGUCUGGAGUCAAGUGACAAAGACAGAGAUCUCAUAUUUACGUCAUCUUUGCAUCGCUAACAUCGCAGCCACCUUGCUGAUGGCUGACAUGUGGUUCAUCGUGGCUGCCUUCCUCAGUGGCCCAGUGACACACCACCACGGAUGUGUGGCUGCCACCUUUUUUGUUCAUUUCUUUUACCUGUCUGUGUUUUUCUGGAUGCUUGCCAAGGCACUUCUCAUCCUCUAUGGAAUUCUGAUCGUGUUCCAUACAUUGCCCAAGUCAUUCCUGGUGGCCUGUCUCUUUUCAGUGGGCUAUGGGUGUCCUUUGGUUAUUGCUGUUGUUACAAUUGCUGUCACUGAGCCUGGAAAAGGCUACCUCCGGCCUGAGGCCUGCUGGCUUAACUGGGACAUGACCAAGGCCCUGUUGGCCUUUGUGGUCCCAGCUCUAGCCAUCGUGGUAGUAAACCUGAUUACAGUCACACUGGUCAUCAUCAAGACCCAGCGACCUGCCAUCGGUAGUUCCAUGUUCCAGGAAGUUAGAGCCAUUGUGAGAAUCUGUAAGAACAUCGCCAUCCUUACACCACUGCUGGGACUGACCUGGGGAUUUGGAAUAGCCACGGUCAUCGACGUUCACUCUUUGGCGUUCCAUAUUAUCUUCUCUUUGCUCAAUGCAUUCCAGGGUUUCUUCAUCCUGGUGUUCGGGACCAUCUUGGAUCCAAAGAUAAGAGAAGCCUUAAAGAGUCGAGUCAGCUCUGCCAAAUGGAUCUCCAGAAUAUCAGAGUUUCCUCAGGACUCCCAAAUCAAUUCCACCUCCUAA